AUGAGUGACCCCUUCGUCACCCAGUCUGUUUUUGAGGACGCCAUCGCCAAGAUGAACGACAUCAGCCAGAAGUUGGACCGGGAGCUUCGCAGCGUCCGGCACGCCGGAGGACUAGAAGGUCUGGACAUCGACAUUCUACUUGGAGGGCACCACCAGCCAAUGGUACUACCACCUGGAGAAGAAUCGCGGCGUCCCUACUUGGCCCACUUUUGUCGAAGGCGUCAACAAGCGGUUUGGGCCCCCGCGUGCAGCAAUCCCCUUGGGGAGCUGACCCAUCUGCGUCGCACGGGCUCCAUCGACAACUACCAGGAGCAAUUCCUCAAGCUCUUGGCGCGAUGCGAGGGGGUCACCAAGCAACAGCAGAUUGAUAUCUUCACUGCCAACCUUCUCCAACCAAUGAGCAUCGACGUGGAGAUGCAUAAGCCCGAGACCCUCGAGGACGCCAUGGCGCUUGCCCGUGCCUACGAGCGCCGCACCCAGGUGGUUGAUGAUGGCGCUCAUUCCUUGGUGCGUUCGUCGCGUUCAUUGUCACACACUGGCAUGUUCCAUGCCACCCCAGCCUGGUCUCCAUCGAAAUCGCUAGCAUCAAGCGCUUCAUCUACAAAGUUGAGUGCACCGGUCAAGCCUGUUGCUUCGCCAAGCGCGCGCUUCACGCUCCUCACGCCAGUGGAGAUGGCACAUCACCGCCUCGACAGCUUGUGCUUUAACUGUCCGGUGAAGUUCUCACGCGAACACGCCAAGCAAUCUUCCAUGAAGGGCAUCUAUUGGAUGGAAUUGGAGGGUGAUGACGAUGUUUUCGAUGGCAGGGCCGAGGACGAGCCGACGAUCUCCGUCAACGCCAUCAUUGGCAUCCAAACGAGCUCCACCUUACAGCUUGCCACUGUCGUCCACGCCGUCGGCCUCACCACCUUGGUGGAUUCGGGAUCCACCCAUUCGUUCAUUGCCGCGGACACUGCCGCCCGGCUUGGGCUCACUCCUGAGGCACGGCUGGGCCUCACCGUCGGCGACCGUGUGCCGUCCAUUGGCGUCUGCAGGAACGUCAUCGUCCACAUUGGCCAGGAGAAGUUCUGCAUCAACCUGUUUGUCAUCCCGCUCGACGGCUACGAGCUCGUCCUGGGUUGCGAGUGGCUUCGCACUCUGGGACCCAUCCUCUGGGACUUCACUCGGUUGUCCAUGGCAUUCUGGUGCCAGGACCACCGCGUCAAGUGGUUCAGGGUCAAUGCCUGGCCUUCUCCACGGCUGGCCCUCACUGGGACCUCCGACUUACUGGCGCUGCUCCUCCAAGAAUUCGAUGAUCUAUUCGUGAUGCCAUCGGGCCUUCCCCCGCUGCGGGCUUUCGACCACCGCAUCCACCUUCUGCCAGCGACUCCACUAGUGGCGGUGCGUCCCUACCGCUACCCGCAGCUGUUGAAAGAUGAGAUCGAGGCCCAAUGCCAGGCGAUGCUGGAGCAGGGGAUCAUCAGGGCAAGCACGUCGGCCUUCUCAUCGCCGGUGCUACUGGUGCACAAGCGGGAUGACACUUGGCAUUUCUACAUCGAUUACUGCACCCUCAACCUCAAGACUGUCCGCGACAAGUUUCCGAUUCCGGUGGUGGAGGAGCUCCCGGACGAACUAAAGGGCGCGAUCUUCUUCUCCAAGCUCGACCUCCGUAGUGGCUAUCACCAAGUUCAGAUGCACCCAGAGGAUGUCUCGAAGAUGGUGUUUUGCACCCACCAUGACCACUUUGAGUUCCUAGUGAUGCCUUUUGGCCUCACCAAUGCACCGUCCAUGUUCCAGGCUCUGAUGAACGAUGUGCUAUGGCCGUUCCUCCGCCGCUGCAUCCUUGUCUUCUUCAACAACAUAUUGAUCUACAACAAGUCUUGGACAGAGCACCUUCAACACGUUCGUGCCGUUUUCUUUGUCCUGCGCGAGCACAACCUCAUCCUCAAGUUGCCCAAGUGCCUCUUCGGUGAGCACCGUGUUCACUACUUGGGCCACAUCAUCGCCAACAACACCAUGGCCAUGGAUGCAGACAAGAUUUCCGCCGUCCAAGCUUGGCCCCUUCCACGCUCCGUCAAGGUGCUCCACGGUUUCCUAGGGCUGACCAGUUACUACCGCUAG
This is a messenger RNA of Setaria italica (foxtail millet), 2100 nucleotides long. RefSeq lists its product as uncharacterized. NCBI's taxonomy places the organism in Eukaryota, Viridiplantae, Streptophyta, Magnoliopsida, Poales, Poaceae. The transcript is spliced from 2 exons. The record is from RefSeq and is a predicted model, not a curated record. Bases 1 to 2100 code for a protein of 699 amino acids.